UUCGACAGGUCCGGUCACGCUGGUCUAAUAAACUUUUCAAUUUCAGUCUAUUUUGUUAGUUUUAAAUUGUUGUAAUAGCUAUUCAUUACUUUUAUAACACAAGACCAUGAUUGCGAGGACCCUGAGGGCCUUGGGUCGGCAAGGUCGCCACCUGAUGCUGCCGACCAGCACAGUGUGCCGCCCAUUUCACGCCAUUCCGGCAAACUUCAGCAAGGCCUACGACCACGAUGGGAAAACAAAAGUCACUAUUUUCAACACGGAGACGGAUCUGGGACUCAUGGUCACCGGGUACAGCCAGUACGGAUUCAGGCUCAACAACGACAUGGUUCUCAUAGGACCCAUAUCCGUUUUUCCCAGAUCGGUUCUGUCCUGGAACGUAAACAGCUUUGAGGACAUCAACGAGGAGAGUCUCAGUCUCUUUCCCACCCUGGAACCAAAAAUCGACGUCCUAAUCAUUGGCAUUGGCGACCAAGCGCCGCCGCCAGCUCUUUCCAAAAGGAUCAUAGAAUUCAUGAAGAAGUACAAGAUAAACGUUGAGGUCCUUCGCACAGAGCAGGCUUGUGCCACAUUUAACUUCCUGAAUGCCGAGAACCGUAUGGUGGCAUGCGCCCUGAUACCUCCCUUGCACCUCACCUACAACGAGAACGACAUUCUGCAGGCGAAACUGCGGAAGAAGGAGCUCUACGAGACCGAAUAGGAUUACUUAGAUACAUCUAAUGCUUGUUUGAAAGGCUGGUGCUUCGUUAGGAAUUAAACUGUUUUAUAAAA
Molecule: messenger RNA, 768 nt
Organism: Drosophila suzukii
Lineage: Eukaryota; Metazoa; Arthropoda; Insecta; Diptera; Drosophilidae
Product: NADH dehydrogenase [ubiquinone] 1 alpha subcomplex assembly factor 3
Biological process (GO): mitochondrial respiratory chain complex I assembly
Cellular component (GO): mitochondrial inner membrane
Source: RefSeq, a predicted model, not a curated record